Rotaria socialis is the source of this 1548-nucleotide messenger RNA. The record is from the annotation of a GenBank genome assembly. Lineage: Eukaryota; Metazoa; Rotifera; Eurotatoria; Philodinida; Philodinidae.
AUGUAUUCGAUGACUAAUCGAAAUGAAACAGCACCGAUUCCUAGUUUACCUGAUUAUGCAUUUGGAGAAAAACUAGGUGCUGGAUCAUAUGGGACUGUAUAUAAAGCAAGAUUAAUAUCGAGUAUUCAACCAAGACCAAGUUCAGCUGCUUGUAAUCGCCCGGCGAGUGCUCGACCUAUCAGUGCUCUACCCGCCUUCUAUGCUAUUAAAUGUAUCUGUCGUAAAGCUUUGACAAAAACGGCACAAGAUUUACUUAUCAAUGAAAUCAAAUUACUUAAACAUAUCAAACAUGAAAAUAUUGUUGAAAUGUAUGAUUUUCAGUGGGAUGACAAUUAUAUUUAUAUUGUCAUGGAGUAUUGUGCUGGAGGUGAUAUGUCAAUGUUUAUACGUUCACGGCAAAAGCUAACAGAAGCUCGUGCUCGACCUUUUGUACAACAAAUUGCAAAAGUAUUGAAGUUUUUAAAUGAAAAAAGCAUUAGUCAUAUGGAUUUAAAACCUGAAAAUAUUCUUUUAACAUCAAUUGAGAGACCAAUAUUAAAAGUGGCUGAUUUUGGUGUGGCACAACAUAUAGGCAAACAAGGAAGUCGAAGUAUACGUGGAACACUUAUGUAUAUGGCACCAGAAAUUCUUUCAUCAGAACCCUAUGAUAAUCGUGUUGAUCUUUGGUCAAUCGGAAUUAUACUUUAUGAAUGCCUGUUUGGUAAACCACCUUUUGUUUUUACAUCAAUGGAAAAUCUAAUAUAUACCAUCCGAUCCGAUAUUCCAAUUGAAAUUCCAACCGAUGCGCAAAUCUCUCCUGAAUGCCAUGAUUUACUUGAACGAUUAUUACAGCGUGAUCCAAAUAAACGAAUCAGUUUUCCAGAUUUUUUCCGACAUCCGUUUAUUUCUAAUGAUCUUACACCUGAAAUUGCUCAUGCCGAUACUGUUCUACAACAAGCAAUUCAAUAUGAACACAAAGGAGAUUUGAAAAAGGCUUUGGAUUAUCGUCUUAAAGCACUAGAUGCAUAUCUUGCAAUAAUCAAAAUCGACGAAGAUGUCGAUCGGCAGCAAUUGUUGAGAAUAAAAGUGCAACAAGGUGUUACUGCUGCUGAAAGUUUGAAAAAACGAAUAAACGACACAGCAACAGCACAUUCAGGAUUAACACCACCGCCGACUACAAGUUUAUUACCAUCACCAUCUGUUGUUGUUGGUUUUAAUGAAGAUAAAGAACUUUUUGAUGCUUAUCAACAUUGUUUAAAUGGAAAUCAACUUAUGAACUCAUUUAUAUUUGUACAAGCUUGUGAAGAAUAUGAAGCUGGUUUAAGUGUAAUGCUUCGUGUAGCACGAAGUGAAAUCGAUCCUAACAAAAUAAAAAUUCUAAAAAAUGUGAUAUCUCAUUAUCUAACAAAAGCUGAAUCAUGUAAACAACGCUGUGAAACACAACGAUUAGAUUUAGCUAUAGAAAGAAUCAAGCAAGAUGCAGCAAAUCAUGCUACACUUACGAAUGAAUCAACUAGUGAAGAAAAAAAACAAAAAUUGCCUAUACAACAAACUUGUCGAACACAGUGA